GUGACCUAAGUGUUGUGCGUACUGUGGCUCUGAAAGUGCAUCGCCGUUAUUAAUAUUAUUUUGCGUUUACGGUUCCUUUAUCUUGCUGAGAGCUUCAUGAAGGCUGUGGAUUGGAUCGCAAUUAAGUUUAAUGGCUGUGAACAGAACAGGAAGUACGACAUACGUUGCUUACAGAUAGUGACUUCGUCUUCUCUUAUUUAAUUACGUUUUGUGCUGAUGUCAACUCGUGGCGGUUACGACAUGAAUGAAAGAAAUUAAAAAAAAUAGCCCUUCAAACCGAGGAACUACAAACUUUGUAUCAGAGUUUAAAAGAGAAUAACUUUAAGAACAAUUUGCCUUAUUACUGCUUCGAAACAAUAUGGCCGACAGCGAAACAUCUUUCAUUAAAGAGGCAAGUAAUUUCAAAGCCGAUAACGCCAAGUUACAAACUAAACGUCCAUCACACUCAUUUUCUAUCGAGCAACUUCUCUCUGUGACAUCAACUGCGCCGGAAAUACGUUUAAGAGUAACAGACCAAGAUUCACUGGAAGCUCCGCCUGCCGGUGAAGCUGGUGACAAUCCUCAGUUGACAGUGACGCAAGAAGUUGAUGACACUUCGCAAUACAGACAUUGUUCAUAUGGAAGAACUUCUACGAUGACUUCUAUCGUGAGUGCAGACUCUUCGUCAGUGGGACUACGGCCCGGAUGUUGCAGUGAUUGCGAGGAAGAUCAGGAGAUCUCCCUAGAGGAAGAGAUGGAGGAGCUGACGGUGCAGUCACCCGCUGGUGGGACCGAAUGCAAUGCCACCGUUUCCACUACUCUAACUGAUGCGGAUGGCUUGAAGCCGGGCCCACAUAACGAGUGCCCUCGGAGCGCGAGCCGAGCGUGCAGGAGCUCGACCGACUCGGACACGUGCAGUGGCGGUAACAACAGUUCCUCUUCGUCGAGUUCGGGUCAUGAUGAGCGCAAGAAGCGGCCGCGCACGGCCUUCACGGCGGCACAAAUCAAGUCGCUGGAAUCUGAAUUCGAGAAGAACAAGUAUCUGUCUGUCGCCAAACGGCUACAACUCUCAAAGACCCUCAAGCUCACGGAAACACAGAUCAAAAUCUGGUUCCAGAAUCGUCGCACCAAGUGGAAAAGGAAGUACACUAAUGACCUGGAGUUACUGGCACAGCAAUAUUAUAACUCCAUAGGUGUCAUGGCGCCUAGACCAAUAUUCCUUGGAGACAGGCUCUGGUUCUUCAACUACCCACACACAGGACCUCAACAUCACGGUAUCAAUGGACCUCCACUCUUAUCAACUGCACCAAAUUUCUCCCCACAUCAAAGCCACUCUCUGCCACCAUUACUUGGGCUGCCACCACCUCCCCCACCGCAGCACUGCAUUCAAGCUGCCCAACAUCUAACAAGCAACUUAGUUACACCCCAUCACAGUUAUGAACACCCCACCAACAUUGGGCUGGAGAUACAUCAACCCUCAUCCAAUCAAUUUUCCAGCACUUCUAGUUCCAUUCAAGGUUUACAGGGAAAUUCAAAUGGCUGAUGAUACUCAAAAGUUGAUUACUAUAAUAUUCAGACUGAAAGUUUCAUGGUGGUGAAGAUAUGAACUGUGGUCUUCUGGGUUGACUCUGUGUCUGUGAAACCUGCUGCAUUUUCAGGGUAGGAGUUUCUGAGACAAUAGUAACCAAGGUAUCAUAACCGAAAAACCAGUGUUCCUACUAAGACAGUGCGAAUUAAGAAGAGAGCUAAGCUCAACUUGUUACAUCCCUGUUUUGGCAAACUGGAAGAUGUUAUAUACAGUAACAUUUCUGGCUUAUGUAUGCAAGAUAGCAUGGAAACUUGGGCCUCGACAAGAGAAUACUAUUAAAAUGGUUCUUAAAGAAAUAUGAUGUGACAGUGUAAAUUAAAUUCAAUUGACUCAGGACAGGGGUCUUCUUUUACUUUAUUUAACAAUGCCAUCAGUAGCUCAGACUUUGUAAGUGCUGAACAUCUGUAUGAUAAAGUACAUAUAAAGAAAUGUAAAGGAUAUUCAAGGAGGAGAGUUUUGGCCUAAUUCAAGGUAUUAUGCCAGCACUCUUGUGCAGGGUCUGAGGAAGGCCACUGAAACCUCAGUCAAGGUAGAGUGUGUCCUGGCUAAGACUUGAACCAGUCACCUCCCAGAUACAAGUGAGAAGCGCUCCUACUUUAGCCAGCUUGUUCAGUGUGGACUCUUGUGAAUAUAGUAAUGAACCUUCAGGUUCCAUGGGAGGCAAGGAAUUCCUUGACCAGUAAAGUUAAUAUUAGUUUCUUGAGGACUUUGUUCCACGUAGUUGGCUGUACACAGAAGUUUUAUGAAUACUGUAAUACUUAAGAUAUUGAUAAUGCCAGAAAUAUUACCGCUGCAGUGCUUCCAAUGUAUAUAAUGGUUCACAUACAUACACACACCAGACGGUAAGCCAUUCACUAUA
Messenger RNA from Cryptotermes secundus, 2426 nucleotides. RefSeq names its product homeobox protein ceh-30 (gene lms). Bases 359 to 1522 code for a protein of 387 amino acids. Lineage: Eukaryota; Metazoa; Arthropoda; Insecta; Blattodea; Kalotermitidae. Gene Ontology annotation, biological process: central nervous system development; regulation of DNA-templated transcription; neuron differentiation. The record is from RefSeq and is a predicted model, not a curated record. Gene Ontology annotation, molecular function: DNA-binding transcription factor activity, RNA polymerase II-specific; DNA binding. The transcript has 5 exons.